AUGGUUUUCAGUGCAAAUGUAGACAUGGAGAAGAGGCAGACUAUUAUGAACCUGUGGAACUCAUCCCAACUGCAACAAUAUGAAAAUUAUCUAGGGCUGCCCCCAUUGAUAGGCAGGUCUAAAACCACUGCUUCUGCUGAUAUCAAACAUAGAGUCUGGCUAAAAUUGCAAGGGCGAAAAGGUAAUAUGUUUUCUCAAGGAGGAAUGGAGAUCCUUCUCAAGGCCAUUGCUUUAGCAAUUCCAUCUUAUGCCAUGAGUUGUUUCAAGCUACCGGCCAAACUUUGUUCUGAGAUUGAGAGUAUGAUGGCUAGAUAUUGGUGGAGACAAAAAAAUGAGGAAAAGAAUGUGCAUUGGAUAAGCUGGAAGAGAACGUGCCAAUCAAAAUCUAUUGGAGGGAUGGGGUUUAAGGAUCUUGAGAUUUUCAAUAUGGCUAUGUUGGCAAAACAAGCUUGGAGAUUAUUGCAAAAUAAAGAGAGCUUAUUCCAUGAGAUGUAUGCUGCUAGACAGGAAUUGUUUGCUGAAAGUAAUAACCAGAGGGAGGAGCAAGUCUGUCAACUAAAGGAUCAGGUGUCUUCUUUAAUUGAUCCAAGUACCAACUGGUGGAAUCUAACAAAAGUGAGAGCUCUAUUCAAUCCAAAAAUUGCAGAGGUUGUGCUAAGAAUACACCCCAGAGCCUUAGGUUACAUGGAUAAGUGGAUGUCAGAGCAUGAGAAGUCAAGUAACUUCUCUAUUAAAAGUGCCUACAUAUUCUUUAAAAUCCAUUUGGAACAUGAUUGUGGUGAGACUUUAAAUGGUGCUAUAAUGAAGAAAUUUUGGAAUUCUCUUUGGAGAUUAAGAAUUCCUCAUAAGGUUAAAGUUUUUGCUUGGAAAGCAUGCAAGGAGAGUUUACCAUCUAAGGCCAAUUUGAUUAACAGGAAGCUGGAUAUAAGUGGCCAAUCUUAUUUCUGUAAACACCAGAUGGAAGAUUAA
Messenger RNA from Juglans microcarpa x Juglans regia, 969 nucleotides. RefSeq lists its product as uncharacterized. The record is from RefSeq and is a predicted model, not a curated record. The transcript has 2 exons. Lineage: Eukaryota; Viridiplantae; Streptophyta; Magnoliopsida; Fagales; Juglandaceae. The coding region runs from base 1 to 969 and encodes 322 amino acids.